UGUGUGAUGUUGAUGUGUUCGUAGCUCUCUGACUGUGUUUGUUUUGGCUGCAGGGACUUCUACUACAUAACCAUGCUGCGUGACCCCGUCUCCCGCUACCUGAGCGAGUGGAAGCACGUGCAGCGAGGUGCCACCUGGAAGACCUCCCUGCACAUGUGUGACGGGCGCUCGCCCACACAGGACGAACUGCCCACCUGCUACAGCGGGGACGACUGGUCGGGCGUCACCCUAACCGAGUUCAUGGACUGCCCGUCCAACCUGGCCAACAACCGACAGGUGCGCAUGCUGGCCGACCUCAACCUGGUAGGCUGCUACAACCUGUCCUCCAUGAACGAGAGCGAUCGCAACCACAUCCUGCUGGGCAGCGCCAUGAACAACCUGAAGAACAUGGCCUUCUACGGACUGACAGAGUUCCAGCGCAAGACGCAGUACCUGUUUGAGCGGACGUUCAGCCUGCGCUUCAUCGCCGCCUUCACUCAGAUCAACAGCACGCGCGCCGCCAAUGUGGACCUGAGCGAGGCUGUGCGCCGUCGCAUCGAGGAGCUCAACUAUCUGGACGUGCAGCUGUACGAGUAUGCCAAGGACCUGUUCCUCCAGCGCUUCCAAUACACCCGCCAGCGCGAGCACCAGGCGGAGCGAUUGAAGAGGCGUGAGGAGCGCCGAUGGCUUCGGGAGCAGAGGGAGCAGAGCAGGGCCUCACUCCCCAGACGCCGGGGGUACGGGGGCGGAGGCGACCUGGCCACGACCACUGAAGACUACACCAGCCAGGUGGCCCGCUGGUGAGGUGUUACCCUGGCCACGCACCCAGAGAGAGGUCACUGGUGAUCACCUCCAGAAUCAUCUCACAUGGUACUCUUUCUCUCUCUGCCUCUGUCAAUCUCUCUCUAUCGCUCUAUCUUUUCCUGUCUACUAUCUCUAUCUUUAUCUCUUUCUCAGCUUCAGUGUGAUCCUAGCGCUCUGCUAAAGUUUCUUUCUGGUUAUGAAACUGCCAAGUCUGUGAGUCAGUAUCACAGAAGCUCUGCCUUGGAGUGCCCUUUGGUGUCUUAAAUCUUCAAAUGGAUGGUUUAAUGUAUUUAUUUGUAAUGAAUUGUUUUGCUGCUCCUUUGCUUUCCUGCCUCUUAGUCAUGGUUAUUUAUUAUCAUGUAGAUUAUGAUAACUCUUUAAAGGCAGUAAAUUAAGCUUAAAGAAGACACGAUCAAAAGACGCUGCUAGCAAAUACAUUUUUAUUGGGACUCAAUGUCAAGGGGUGGAUAUCAAUCAGUGUUUUUUGUUGUUGCGACUGGCAGGAAUAUAGUAGUUCAACAGAAAACAAUAUAAAAGUGCUGAUUCUCGCAUGUCAUGUGUCCAUAUUAUAUCUGAGAGAUGGUUUGAGGAUGGAGAGUUACUUCCAAAAGAAAUGAUGAGAGCCAAAAGUACGCCGACGUAGAAAAUAUUUGUCUUUGUUUACGUAGCUACUGUUUUCUUAACGGGACCUUGCAAAUUGACAACUUCUCAGAAAUAAGAUCAUGUAUUUAGUUUCAUUUUAUCAUGGCAGUUUCAAUUAUUUUUACAUUUCCCUCAAACAAAUAUAGUGUAGUUGUAGUCAGUCAAGAUAAUGUCAGAUGUUUUGAUUAUGAUGCAGAAAUGUUUUCUAGGGUGCAAUAUUCAGUAGAGUUUGUCUACAUGCAACACCGUUCAAGUUUCAACUCGGAGGAACUGCUGUUUCUGUUCAUCCACUAUCUGUGUGUUGGAAUGUGAAGUCAAUCAUAAACUCACAAAGAGAGGAUUACCCUGAAGAAAACCCGCCUGAUUUCUAUUCUGCACUGACCAGACUUACCACAUUCAGCUUUCACAUUACAAAUGGAAAGAACUCCUCAAGGAAGAUUUUUCAAAAAAUGUUAAGCUUGGAUUGUUUAAGUAGUCUUCUCCAGAAGGUAAAGAUAACCAGUAGGUAAAUGCUCUAGGUGAGGACUGAGGAGCCAGGUCAGUGUGGUUGGUGUGUGGACUGACUGUCAAUGAGGUGAUCAGCAUUCGGCCCUCGUGCUCACCCCGUCACACUCCGUGGUUUAACAUGUUUGUGGAGCCCACGCCAACGGCUUUGUGGGCUGUGAGGGGGGUUCUAAUGCUACCAGAAUAACAGCCUGAGAUGACACGGUAGCAGAAUACAGUAGUUUCCUGUAGUAGGAAGGAGAUGAAAUGUACCACAUCUAAGUUUCAUGUCUGAUUGUCCCCCUCAAAACACAGGUAACUUCUGAAUGAACAUUAAACAAACUUGAAAGUAUCAAACGAGAUUCAUCUAAUUGUUAUGGUUGAAUUACUUGCAGAUGGCUGUGAUGAUGAUGUCAUGUUAGAUUAAAUAAUGGAUUUGCUAUUCUGAUCUGUUGUUCUGUUAUGAACAUUUCAACUCUCCAAUGACAAUAUUUUUUUAAUAAAAAUAUGAAUUUGCUGCUGCUUUCAUUUUGACAUUUAUCGUGUGUUUAGUUGAUUUUUUCAGAAGAUGUUGGUCUGUCUGAUCACUGAGCACAGCUUUGAUCCAUUAACCUUAACAGAUGAGUGGAAGUUUCUGUUGUUUAAGUAAGUUUGUAUUCAGUUAGUUGAUUGACUGUAAUGUAAUAGUAACCAUUAUCACAGUUUGGGUUGGUAUCCCUAAUCCAGAUUAGGCCUGCUCUUGGACUAAAAAACCUGCUAAAUGGAAAAGCUCUAUUGAAAAUUAUUUUUCAUUCAGGAAUAUGCAGCAUCUGUUUGCAGGAAACUGUUUUUUGUUUUUGUUAUAAGUAAUUGUUCAAACUAUACAAUUAUUGGAGUGUGUGUGCGUGCGUACCAUUAUUGUAUAUUGAUCACAAGUUUGCCUGCAAUUUCAGUGAGCCAACACACCAUGUUUAUACAUUGCCCCAGCAUUUUCAAACCAACAUUAUGGAUACAAUACCACGUUUUUUUUUUGGGGGG
Oncorhynchus nerka (sockeye salmon) is the source of this 2925-nucleotide messenger RNA. Its product is annotated as heparan-sulfate 6-O-sulfotransferase 3-B-like. The transcript has a single exon. Bases 73 to 783 code for a protein of 236 amino acids. The record is from RefSeq and is a predicted model, not a curated record. NCBI's taxonomy places the organism in Eukaryota, Metazoa, Chordata, Actinopteri, Salmoniformes, Salmonidae. Gene Ontology annotation, cellular component: membrane. Gene Ontology annotation, molecular function: heparan sulfate 6-sulfotransferase activity.